Molecule: messenger RNA, 1391 nt
Organism: Amyelois transitella
Lineage: Eukaryota; Metazoa; Arthropoda; Insecta; Lepidoptera; Pyralidae
Gene: Grx5
Exons: 2
Coding region: 112-549 (145 amino acids)
Source: RefSeq, a predicted model, not a curated record
CGUAACUAAUGUGCAAUUUAUUCGAAGAAAUUUGCAUAUUUUCGUUUCAUACUUGUGUAAAGUUAAAUAACUUAUUACAAAAUUAGCUUUGUAAAAAAAACCUUACCUAAAAUGAAUAACGUACUACGCAAAAAUAUUUUUCCUUUAUAUACAAAUGUUUUGAAAUUGUCAUGUCGUUAUUUGGCUGAUGCUCCAGUAAAGGAGAAAAUUGAUAAAAUAGUUAAAAAUAACAAAGUCGUAGUAUUUAUGAAAGGUGUUCCAGAUGCACCAAGAUGCGGCUUUAGCAAUGCUGUGGUUCAAAUAAUGAGAAUGCAUGCUGUACCAUAUGAAAGCCAUGAUGUACUGGCAGACGAAAGUAUUCGGCAAGGAAUUAAAGACUACUCAAAUUGGCCCACAAUACCUCAAGUUUUCAUUAAUGGAGAGUUUGUUGGAGGAUGUGACAUUAUGCUGCAGAUGCACCAAUCCGGUGAACUAGUGGAGGAAUUGAAGAAAGUUGGCAUCAAAAGUGCUUUACUUACUGCAGAGGAAGCUAAGGUUGAGAAAAAGUAGCCAUUAGGUAUAUUGUAUACUUUGUAUACUUAUAGAUAACAUUGUAUGAAAUGAUUAGGUAAUAAAUUAUUUGAUUUUCAAAUAGGGGCUUUGUACAAGGUUUGAAAUAAAAUGAAUAUAAGAUCUUGUAUGUAGUGUCAAUAGUUGUUUUGCCUGAAAACAUGGAAAUGGCUGUUAGUAUAAAGUUAAUAUUUUAAAUGUUUAAAGACACAUAGGUAGUUACACUUUGAGAAUAUCUCCAUAACACUUCUGUGGAGGGUUCAAUGGGGAACAGGCAGAGAUGACAGAAAGAGAGCUAAUAAAGAUUUUUGCCAAUAAGUGUUCUUCCUUGCUAGUCCCAACUGUGUUGUGAAAACUAUAUCUAUGAUAUUUUACUUCUAUCUUGCUCUAGAGAUGUCUGUAACUAAGGUGUUCCACAAGAUUCAAUAAUUUUUUAAUACUUUGACAAAGCCAAAUUGAUGACUAAAAAUCUUGAUUGAUAUUUGAAGAUUAAAAUAUUUUUUUUAUUAACUUCAAGACAAAUUCAAGUUGUGCUGUAUAAUGUUAUUAUAGAUUAUCAUAAAUCUACUUUUUUGCAAUCAAAUGUAACGUUUUUAUGUGAAAUGCAAUAUAUUUUCAGAAAACUAAUAUUUGAUGGAUGUUACCUUUCAAUAUUUUCAGAAAUGUAGAUGUUUCUAAAAUGUACCAUAAGAACAAACUUAUAUUUUAGCUUUAUUUUCAGAAUUGUGUUGUUAAAAGGCAAUAUUUAUCUGAACAAUGCAAUCUGAAAAACUUGUUUCAUGAUGUUUGCAUUUGUAGACCAAAAAAGUUGUAAUUAAUUAAAUAAACAUUUAUUGUUUUAA